Messenger RNA from Phlebotomus argentipes, 978 nucleotides. Its product is annotated as non-specific lipid-transfer protein-like 1. Gene Ontology annotation, cellular component: cytosol. The transcript has 2 exons. The coding region runs from base 490 to 882 and encodes 130 amino acids. Lineage: Eukaryota; Metazoa; Arthropoda; Insecta; Diptera; Psychodidae. The record is from RefSeq and is a predicted model, not a curated record.
AAAGGUGAAAUGAUAGGAUCUCAUGUGAAAAAAGCUAAUCAUCUCUCACACUUGUUUGAGUGAUUUUUAUAUGACUACCGUCAAUUCUUGACAACAGGAGAGAGGAGAUUAUCGGUGUGCUGAUAAGAUUUGCCGGCUUGAUUAUUUUCUGCAAAUGGAAACAUAUUGUAUAGUCUUUCUUGCAAAAAAUCGGCUUCAGAGUUCGCUUUUGGCAAGACACUCAGAUGCACCCUUUGGACAGUGGCUUUAGGGGUUCUGGAUAUCACUGGGCACCAACACGUAUCGCAGAACGCCACGAACACCAUUGCACUCUUUGGCAUGAUCUAUCAAUUUACACCUUUGAUAAGGGCAGUGGAAAGUGAUUAAUGAACCCAUUGGGAGGUUGAUAACACUCUUUUUCUGGCUAUUUAAGGAGGAACUCUCCAGCUGAGUUCGCUUUUUGUUUGAGAGUUUGUUCCCGACCAGUGUCUUCGUCCGAGAGAGUCCAAGAUGUCCUUCAAGUCUGAUGAAGUCUUUGAGAAAAUCAAGGUUCGCAUCACUAAGAUCGAUCCUGCCAAUCGUCAAGUUGAGCACGUUUACAAAUUCAACAUCACCAAGGAUGGAAAAGUUGCCAAGACCUGGAGUAAGUUGUCCUUUUUCACUGUGCACAAGAUCUGCUUUUAUCCAAACUUUGAACUUUCAGUUCUCGAUCUGAAAAAUGUGAAGCUCUUCCCGGGUGACUCACCCGAUGUGGAGUGCACUCUCACAAUGUCCGAUGAUGACUUCUAUGCCAUGGGAACUGGAUCCCUUCCUGCCAAGGACGCCCUCGCCCAGGACAAACUCGACGUGGACGGAGACAUUGAAUUGGCCCUCAAGCUCUCUCCCUUCGUUUCCUCUCUGUAAAUCGUUGCACAAUUUAAUUCAUUCUAAAUAAAGAAAAACGCGAUAAAAGCCACCUCUGUUAUUCACGAAACGACGGGGGGAUUUCGCUGCUCCUCA